AGUUUGUCAGGGAGCAGUCUUUGGUGGGCAAAAUAGAGCCCACCCAAGUUAAAAGGAAGUGGGAAAACCUAAAACAAAAGUACAAGGAAUUGAAGGCCCCUAAAACAGGCAUAAGCACAGAGGGAGGAGAGGCCACUGCCGCAUCCUGGAAGUGGUACUCACUGAUGGAUGAGGCGAUGGGCCGGAGGCCAAGCAUUACGCCCCCGGUUACCAUCGACUCAUCCAGCCAGGAUGUGGUGGUGGUCUCUCCUCCCUCACCCAGGGAACCCCAGACUGAGGGAGAAACCCCCUCAAAGAGAAGGAGGGAGCCAGAGUGGGUCCAGAUUUUGAAGCAGGUCACUGAAAGGGAUGAAGAAAGAGAGAAGAUGUGUCUGGAGAAAGAGGAGAGAAGGGAGAAAGAGGCACUGGAGAGAGAGGAGAGGAAGGACAGGGAGCAGCUGGAGAGAGAAGAGAAAAGGGAGAGAGAGCGGCUGGACAGAGAGGAGAAGAGAGAGAGAGAGUGGAGAGAGUGGUUGGUGAAGAGAGAGAAUGAAAAUGCAGAAAGGGAGGAGAGGAGACAGAGAGAUUUGCUCUCCCUUGUUGAGACAAUUUUGAAAAAUAAAUAAAUAUAUAGAAUAUGUUUGGAUUUUGGUAUCAGCUCUUUCAUUUACAGUGAUAAUGUUGUUUGUUCUAGUGUCACAUAAAAAUCAUCUACUUUAUUCA
This is a messenger RNA of Sebastes umbrosus (honeycomb rockfish), 702 nucleotides long. Its product is annotated as protein enabled homolog. The transcript has 2 exons. The record is from RefSeq and is a predicted model, not a curated record. Lineage: Eukaryota; Metazoa; Chordata; Actinopteri; Perciformes; Sebastidae. Bases 165 to 605 code for a protein of 146 amino acids.